UUUGAACUCUACGCGCCACGAGUUUUUUCGAAUUGAACAGCUUUUUGAUCGGGUUCCACCUUAACAAUUUAAAAUCCCACGAGACGUCACGGAGCUUUCGGAGAAGGCUGAGAAUUUACCUUGUAAGUCCACCCAAGCCAGGUCUAUUGGAGGGGAAAAUCCAGUAUCAAUCGACUUGCACGAAUUGCAUGACUUUCACGGCUUUUACGGCUUUCACGGCUAUCUCAAAAGGCUUCAAAAGGCUUGGUCUCCAACAACUCAUCUCAUCUCAAAUAAACGCGUGCCCACUUGUACCUUACAUUGGUCCCCAUUUGUGAUUACCAUCCCAUCUCAAUUUUUUCUUCCCUCUUUCCUCUUUUAUAUCUCCGGAUGCUACGGACUACACUCAUUUGGAUGUGAAUAUUUCAUAUACAAAGUGAUUAGAAUCACAGAUGGCACCUAAAUUUAAGGACGGCGACACUGUACUCGCUUUCUCAGGUAAAUGGGUGUCAUGGACUCAUACCGCAGUCGCAUAUGCUGCUUUUCUCAGCGCACUCAUUGUUGGAGUUUCACUCCAUUAUCACAAAAUCGUUCAAAAUGAAUAUUAUGGUUAUCCGGAUGAAUGGUUCCCUUCAGUUUCGGCGACAAUUGGAGAUCGAUACCCGGAACGUUCGUUUUUCAUGGUCUUCAUAGCUAUUACAUCUGGUCCUAGAUUUGCUCUCGUUGGAUUAUGGUACCUUCUUACUGCACGACCCAAUUCAAAGUUGCCCAAGUUCGUUGCUUUCGCAGGCGUUUUCCGUACUCUUACAUGUGGUGGUUGGACUUAUGUUACCUCUACGGACGAUCACGAUUGGCAUGACAUUUUUAUGAUUUCAUAUUUGGUGGCUACUUUGCCAUGGACUUUAGGAUGUCUAGCUUUGAGCCCAGAUAAUGCACGAGCUGUUAAAUAUCGAAAAUAUCUCGCGGGAUCUUUCUUUGGAACUUUGGUACCUUUGGUUUAUUUUUUUAUACAACACAAAGUUCACAGAGUCGCUGGGGCAUAUACGGCAUACGCUUUCUUCGAAUGGGCUUUGAUUUUGUUUGAUGUGGCUUUCGAUGCUGUUACAGCUCUCGAUUUUGAAACUUUCGAAUUAGUUGUGAAGGAUGUUAAGGGUCAGACUAAGGGAAAAGAAAAGAUGAUAGUCGAUAAAGUCUUUGAGAAAGAAAAAGAAAAGGAAGUUGGCCAACUAUUCGGCCAAUCUUUCUCAUGGCCCGAAGCUUUCGAUGCAGCAGCUGAUGUCUAUAAUGGCUUCGUAUUCUGGUCAAUGUUGACUUCUUUGGGCAUAGUCGUAUGGUAUUUUCCUCUGUGGCACAUGGGUAUCUCAGGCUAUGAAGUUAUGGUUAUGUGUACCAUUUCUCCAUUGUUCUUAGGAAUUAGAUCGGUUCGAGCAUUGGUUGUGAAAAAUCUUCGGGCAUGUCAUCUCAUGUCUUUGAUUGGCUUAUGUGCCUAUCAAAUCACGAGCCCAGCGCCUAGACUUUUUGUCGUUGGUUUUGGCCUCUGGAUGUCAUGUUUAUCUUGGGCAGCUGCUUGGUACGCAUCAGCGGGGCAGCCUGGUCGUCUCGAAUCGAAAAUUUCAGCAUGGACCAUUGGUCUCAUUACAUCAAGUGUUGUCAAGUUUGCAUUUCACACCAAUAAUCCUAUCUGGCCUAUUGCGCAUGCUGAAAAUGGUGGUUUAAAUGGUUAUGGUCUCAUCAUUGCCAUUCUAGCUGUUUUACGAUCCACACGACCAAGUCAAAGUUUGAUCACUGGAGAUCAACUUUCAGUUCAAAGCCGUAAGGAAGGGCCAUCUCUUCUUGCUGGCCUUGGUAUUGGAGGUCUUUUCUUUGGGUUACAUUCCUUGCUAUCCGAUUCCAGCACAAUGAUUCUUUGGGUCUGGGAAGGAUAUCCUGUUCGUGGUCCAAUCUCAGCGCCUCACGGUGCCUGGACCAUUGCUGCAAUGGGAGUUGGCCUCAUUCUCGGAUUAUUCAAUGAAUCUCUAGCUCGUAGCUGGACAUUGUAUGGUGUUGGAUGUGUAGGUGCUGCCAUGCUUACCUUAUACACUCAUUGGAAAGGGUAUUAUGGUGCCUUGGUUUUGACUGUCUAUCUCAUGGCUGUAUCUGUUCCGUUAUUGGGAUCAGCUGCCAGAAAGAGCCCGGCUAAAGCAUUUGGAAUUGGUUUCCUCGUAUACAACUUCAUGGUAUUAUUUCAUGUUUGGGUUGUAGCUUAUGCCUUCGUUCCAGGUGGCCCUCUUGUUAGGGAACACACAGACUGGGUCAUGACUGUUACUAUGUUGUUGAUUGGUUGUGGUGUUUUCGCUACAUUUUCAUCCACUCCUGCAGCACAACGAAAACGAUUCAAUGUUUUCUUGAAUCAACGAAAGCAACGUUUGUACUACCUCUAUAUAAUCGCAGCUCUCCAACUUACUUCUAUCUCGACAGCAUAUAUGCGUUUCCCAACGUAUGAUUAUGUUCCUUACCAUAAAGAGGAGAAGAUUUUCACAGCAGGCAUUUGGACUAUUCACUUCAGUCUAGACAAUGAUAUGUGGUCAUCCGAAUAUCGUAUGAGAGAUGUAAUCAAAGAAUUAGAAAUCGAUGUCAUUGGUCUUCUCGAAUCGGAUCUUCAGCGUAUUAUCAUGGGCAACCGUGAUACAACUCAAUUCCUCGCAGAAGAUCUCGGCAUGUAUGUUGAUUACGGACCAGGUCCUAACAAACACACUUGGGGUUGUGCAUUACUCUCAAAAUUUCCAAUUCUCAAUUCUACCCACCACCUACUUCCAUCACCUGUAGGAGAAUUAGCCCCUGCAAUCGCCGCUACCCUAGACGUUUACGGAAGUCCAGUGGACGUCUUCGUCUUCCAUUCAGGUCAAGAGGAAGAUCCUGAAGAUCGAAGACUUCAAUCCGAAUACUUGGCUGACUUAAUGGGUGCUUCUACAAACCCAUCUAUCCUCCUCUCUUACCUUGUCACUAAACCUCUGGAAGGGAAUUACAAUACUUAUGUAUCUGAAAGAUCCGGUAUGCAUGAUAUUGAUCCAAGUGAUUGGGAUAGAUGGUGCGAAUAUAUCCUUUAUAAGGGGUUAAGAAGAUCUGCAUAUGCAAGAGUUUCCAGAAGUACGAUUACGGAUACGGAGAUUCAAGUGGGAAAAUUCUUGGUCGGAGAACCAGAGGGAGAGAGUGAUGAGGUGAGGAAUAGAAGAGUGGAUGAAGGGGAUGUGAGUCAAGGAAAGAGAUUCCCACAAUUAUUUAGAGGAGAGGGGGUGAGGGGACAUAGAUAUCAUGUUUUUGAUGAGCCAAGAUAUUAUGGUUAGGUUAGGAUUUGGAAUGAACUUGGGAAUGAUUGAAUGAAUGAACGGACGGAGGUGCAUUUGUGCACAUUUAAUAUAUCUUCUA
Molecule: messenger RNA, 3384 nt
Organism: Botrytis byssoidea
Lineage: Eukaryota; Fungi; Ascomycota; Leotiomycetes; Helotiales; Sclerotiniaceae
Exons: 8
Coding region: 432-3302 (956 amino acids)
Biological process (GO): fungal-type cell wall organization; GPI anchor biosynthetic process
Cellular component (GO): endoplasmic reticulum
Source: RefSeq, a predicted model, not a curated record